ACGUCCAUACAUAAAAUCCAAAUAUUUCUCAAGUUCAUUCCACUUCUCUCAACAUCAACAAGUAUCAACAAAUCGUUGAAAAAGCUUGUCCAUUUUCCAAUUGAACGGGCCACCAAUUCGCCGUGUAUCUAAGCAAAUUCGAUCGUUUGCUUUUCUUUCAGAGCGAGCAGAAUGGUAUAAAGUGUGAAAUUGGGUUAAGGUUAAUCCAUGUAACCGGCCGGUAACCAUGUAACAGUUGCAAACGCCGUUGACGCAACGAUCGACAGAAAUCGUCGGUCGAAAACGGCACUCUAUGCAGGGAAACGUUACAUGAAUAAUUUAUGGCGGGGGAUCGUGUGUAUUAAAUAUAGAGGAACGUUGAAACGUCACGCUCGCGCGAGCGGCGCACAACGCGCGAUAACGCUUCGCUCGCGAAACGCGAGAAAGUGUGCACGCGGAUCGAUCUGCCUCGUCCGGGAAGUUUCGUGAAACACGAAACUGUGCGCGAGAUACGAGAUACGAAGAAGUGAUACGAAAAUUCAAUUUUUUUUUUUUUUUUUCACUCUCCUGAUUUUCAAGGAACUUCGUUGUGUUUGCACGUGUUGGCCGAUUAAUAACUCGAAAUUGUUUCACUCGAAAGAACGUUCGAUGACGAUUAUUCGUGGAUAUCGAACGAGUGAAAAUCCGACAUUUUCCUUGUAUCGGAGUCUAAACAACAGAGUCACUUGUACACGUGGUCGAUUUAAUUCUAAAUUUCUUCAUUUAAAAUCCCAGUGUCUCGCGGUGAGUUUGCAGAUGUCGAAGGAACGAAAUAUUCUUUUGUUAUUAUUGGAAAAAAGGUAUACGAAUAUUUUUUUUUCUCUUUCUUAUUUUUAUGAACAGUGUGUCUACGCGUAAUCGAUUUAAUUCGAAAUUCCUCCACUUAAAACGAUAAUGCGAAUGCUAAAUGUAUGUGGAGUGUUCUCGUUCCAGAAACGAAAAUAAGAUGGAUGUUUAUUUGUCGUGCGGAACGAUCCAGUAAACAUCUUACGUUGAUUCGAUUAACUGUACCUCUGGAUAUAUUCUUGUUAAUAUGUUGAACGUCGCACGAUUUAAAGAAAAAUAAAUUUAUAUAUCGAAAACUUUAAUGGGGACGUGUGUUGACAAGAAUUGACGAGAAAUGUUUCCCAACGUAAUAAUACCAGCAAUGUCCUUGGAGGAAUCGCGGCGUUCGCAGCGUCCGUACAGGUACGGGAUGGUUCUCCUUUGCGUUGGUGCAUUGAUAAACUGGUUAGGCCUCGCGGAGAACUACGUCGAACCGGUACGAUAUGUCGGUGUUGCUUGCAUAAUAGCAGGCGCUCUUCUCAUAUGUGCAGCAAUGUGUUGUUGGCUGCACGCACCGCCAAGUAGGGCAGCCAUGCACACACAACACACAAAUCAUCCAAUCACAGCACAAAUAGAUGAUCCGAUCCAUGUAAUCUCCAUCGAGGAACCAUCUAGUCUAUCCAGACAAAAACCACCAGAUUACGAGGCGGUCACGGAUGCGCCACCUAGCUACGAUGACGCUAUCAAGUUAAAUCCUAGUCACCUAUUUAGGAACAAUAGUAGCACGUUAUCGUUGCCAACUGUGCACACAAUGGUCCCUAGAACAGUGGAGAUCGUUUCUAGGGACCCUACACCAUCACCGCCGCCGCCUUACGCGAGGUGAGAUAUUUGGUAGCAGCAAUAAUGAUCGCAACUAAACGAAAGACUUGCGGCGUGCUGGAGGUCCAGCGUAUUGCAAUACAAAUUACAGAUUGCCCGAGUACAAAAGAGGGUGCGAAGAACUCCGUCAUUUGUGUGUCAACCGUCACGGUAGCAUUGAUGAUAGGGGUUGCACUCGAAACAAUCAUUUACGACGGAUAAUUAUAUCUCGUCGUAGCACUGGGCCUUGUUUUAGUAGAUUAAAGAUUUGUGUUCAAUGAAUCAAGCAAGUCCUCCAUACAGGGCACCGCAUUUGUCACUGUAUCAACGCAACGAUACACGAUCGAAGAUAGAAUCGAAGAUGGAAGCAUCAAUUGAAUUAAUGAUCACGAUUUGAUCGAUGGACUCCAAAUGGUGAAAGAGACGAAGAUGGCGAAUCGUCGAAUGUUCCCAAGAAACUCGAUGAACGAAAAGAACCGAAGAACUGAAGAAGAAGAGUCAAUGGAGAUGUGAACAUUGUGCCUUCCGUAAAGCGCCUAUUAUUACAGAGAGAGCAAGAGAGAGAGAGAGAGAGAGAGACACAAGCCUAAAUGUUUGCACGAAAUACUCAUGACUCGAUAACUAAUUGCAGAAUUGUUGAAACUUCAAGCGAACUUGAAUCCGUAACUUGGGCACGAUUAUUGAUUUCGUCUGGCUAAUUUAGAGAGUGUCUAAAAUAGCAAAUACGAAUCUUCGAUAAUAACGUUUCUUGCGUCUAUAUUAUCUGAACGUAUUCCUUGUGAAGAAUGGCGGCGUUCACCGUUGUCGAGUAAUUUAAAAAGAUCCUGAGAGAUGAGAAAGGAUAAAAGAAUGAAAAAUAGGUGUCCUUAAAAAAAAAAGAG
This is a messenger RNA of Apis dorsata (giant honeybee), 2522 nucleotides long. RefSeq lists its product as uncharacterized. The record is from RefSeq and is a predicted model, not a curated record. Bases 1139 to 1666 code for a protein of 175 amino acids. The transcript has 4 exons. NCBI's taxonomy places the organism in Eukaryota, Metazoa, Arthropoda, Insecta, Hymenoptera, Apidae.